Messenger RNA from Microbotryum saponariae, 4537 nucleotides. The record is from the annotation of a GenBank genome assembly. NCBI's taxonomy places the organism in Eukaryota, Fungi, Basidiomycota, Microbotryomycetes, Microbotryales, Microbotryaceae.
AUGCCACCUCGGUCGUUCGCCAAAGUGAGGGCGGCCCAGAAAGCCAGAGCGGCGGCGACUGCUCCUGCUCCUGCUCCUGCUCCUGCUGCUACCGAUGCUGCCAACCCCGACAAGGACGACGACAAGGCUCAGCUCUCGGAUGCGACUUCAGCGACCAUCACCGAUGAUGUGAAGCCCCUCGCAUCCACUUCGACGGGCAAGGAUGCCGCUGCUUUCCCCGCCGCGGUCGCUCUCCCCGCGGAGCCGAUGGAUUUGGACGAGACCGUCGAGGAAGGGACGGGCGACACCGAGAUGGCCGACCCAGUCGAGGGACCCACCGUGACGGACGAGAACGACGAGAAAGUGUACCCGACCGCAUCGACAGCGACGGCCAAGACCGCAGCAGCAGCAGCAGCAGCAGCAGCGGCGGCCGGAUCAGAUUCAGCUCGACUCAAGGGCAAGGCCAAGGCCAAGGAACUUUUCCCCGAGAGCAGCUCGGGCCCGGAGAUGAAGGGGAUGCAGAAUGUCGGUGAUUUGCAGACCUUGGGCGAUGGGUUGCAGGCUAUGGGGAAACAGGUUUGGAAGGGCAAGAAUCUCGCGGAUCCGAUCAAGGCUGUUGAGGUGAUUUUUCCUUGCCACAACCUCCCAAUUGACCGGGGCAUCUUCUGUGAUGGUUCAGUCCGUCACGCUCGGGCUGGCUGGCUGACUCUCUCUCUCUCUCAUGAUCGUGUGCGUGUUUAGGACAAGUGGGAUCUAUUACCCGCAUUCUUGGCCGUCAAAGGUUUGGUCAAGCAGCACAUCGACUCGUUCAACUACUUUGUCGACGUCGACCUGCAAAACAUCCUCCGCGCCAACGCCCGCAUCACCUCGGAUGUCGAUCCUCACUUUUACCUCGAGUACGAGGACAUUCGCGUCGGCGCACCCGAACGAUCGGACGAGAACCCGAUGAAUUCGAGCAUCACCCCUCACGAAUGUCGAUUACGCGACCUGUCCUACUCGGCCCCCGUCUACGUCAACAUCAGGUACACACGCGGCAGGCAGGAGGUGUCGAGCAAAGGCAUCCGUAUUGGGCGACUACCGAUCAUGCUGAGGAGCAACAAGUGCGUUCUGACGGGCAAGGACAAGUCCCAGCUGGCGAGCAUGAACGAGUGCCCGCUCGACCCCGGGGGAUACUUUGUCGUCAAGGGCACGGAGAAGGUCAUUCUCGUGCAAGAGCAGCUAUCCAAAAACCGUAUCAUAGUGGAGACCGAGCCCAAGAAGGGGCUUGUGCAAGCUUCCGUGACGAGGUGAGUGUGACAAAGAUUCCUUUGAUGCCGUCGACCGAAGAUUGAUCCGAUGAUGGCCCUUGCAGUUCAACCUUGGAACGCAAGUCCAAGACCUACAUCCUGACCAAGCAUGGCAAGAUCUACCUCAAGCACAACUCGAUCCACGAAGACAUCCCCGUCGCGAUCGUCUUGCGAGCGCUCGGUGUCGUCUCGUCUCGUGAGAUCGUGCAACUCGUCUGCGGCAACGACGACGAGUUCCGUUCGCAUUUCGCCAUCAACAUCGAAGAGCUCGAAGACCUCAAGACCAAGUCUGGGCAGCAGAUUCCCGUGCAGACGCAGCAGCAGGCGCUCGACUACAUUGGUUCGAGGGUCAAGAUCAUUCGGAGGACGGGACCCGGUGCUUCGUGGAGUCAGCGACGACCGGCGAGUGAAGAAGCGAUCGAGGUGCUCGCCACCGUCGUAUUGGCCCACGUCCCCGUCGAGGACCUCAACUUCCGACCCAAGGCCAUCUACAUCGCCAUGAUGGUGCGACGUGUGCUCAUGGCCAUGGUCGACCCCAAGAGCAUCGACGAUCGAGAUUACGUCGGUAACAAGCGUCUCGAGUUGGCCGGUCAGCUCUUGUCACUUCUUUUUGAGGACUUGUUCAAAAAGUUUAACCACGACCUCAAGCUCAACAUUGACAAGAUCUUGAAGAAGCCGAAUCGGACGACCGAGUUUGACGCGAUCAAGCAGUUCCAACUGCACGGUGAUGGGAUCACGCAAGGUUUCGUCCGAGCGAUCUCGACAGGUAACUGGUCCCUCAAACGUUUCAAGAUGGAGCGGGCGGGCAUCACCCACGUCCUAUCGCGCUUGUCCUUCAUCUCGGCAUUGGGUAUGAUGACGCGUAUCUCGUCGCAGUUUGAAAAGACGAGGAAGGUCUCGGGUCCUCGUGCGCUGCAACCUUCGCAGUGGGGUAUGCUUUGUCCAAGUGAUACACCCGAAGGAGAGGCGUGUGGACUGGUCAAAAACUUGGCGCUCAUGACUCACAUCACGACCGACGUGGAGGAGCAGCCGAUCUGGAAUAUCUGCUUCCUCAUUGGUUGUGAAGGUGCGUUUGCUUAUGCUCUCGGCUGUGCUCCAUAAUUCGGGAGGCUGACUGGGCUACCACUUCAUGCUCCUCUACAGAUAUCAACACGCUCGAUGGAAACGAGAUCUACACCGAAGGUUACUACAUCGUGUACCUCAAUGGUAAUGUGCUGGGUUUGACUCGCACGGGCACGCGCUUCGUCAGUCAGUUCCGCCUGCUGCGUCGAACGGGCAAGAUCAACGAGUUCGUCUCCAUCUACGUCAACCUCACGCAACGAUGCAUCCACAUCGCUUCAGAUGGUGGACGUAUCUGUCGACCUAUGAUCAUUGUGGAGAAUGAGCGCAGCCGAGUCAAGGAGGUUCAUAUGAGGGUGAGUGGUUUGCAGGCUCCUCCGUCGAUGACCAUGGUGCUCUUUGACUGACUUGAUCUUCCUCAGCUACUCCGCGAGAAAAAAAUGUCCUUCGACAUGUUCUUGCAAAAAGGCCUGAUCGAAUACCUCGACGUCAACGAAGAGAACGAUGCCUACAUCGCUCUUUACGAACACGACAUCAUCCCCAUGACGACCCAUCUCGAGAUCGAGCCCUUCACACUCCUCGGUGCCGUUGCCGGUCUCAUCCCUUACCCGCAUCACAACCAAUCCCCUCGAAACACCUACCAAUGCGCCAUGGGUAAACAAGCGAUCGGUGCGAUCGCGUACAACCAACUUCAACGUAUCGACACCUUGUUGUACCUCAUGGUCUAUCCUCAAACGCCGAUGUGUCGCACGCGUACGAUCGAGUUGGUCGGCUACGAUCGCUUACCCGCCGGUCAGAAUGCCAUGGUCGCGGUCAUGAGUUUCUCCGGGUACGAUAUCGAGGAUGCUUUGAUUUUGAAUCGGGCAAGUUUGGAUCGUGGGUUUGGGAGGUGUCAGGUCUUCCGAAAGUACUCGACUUUGAUCAAGCGGUAUCCCAAUGGAUUGUGAGUCGCUUCGAGCAGGGGGGGGGGGGGGGGGGGGGGAGUGUCAUUUCUGAUUGCUGACCGCGAGCUACCCGCAGGUACGAUCGACUUGCCGAUCCUCCGAAAGAGACGGAUGGCACGGUCAUGGCUCGUUACAAUGCGCUCGACAACGAUGGUCUUGCCCACGUCGGCGAACAGGUCGAGAAUGGGCAGAUCUACAUCAACAAGCAGACGCCCUCUGGAGCCAACGACAACAACGUACAGACGGUCGCCAACUCGACCGCGGCGGGUGCGCAAACGUGGAAGAACACGGGUCUGACGUACCGUGGUCCGAUCCCGGGUUACAUCGACAAGGUCUUGUUGACCGAUACCGAUCAGGACACGACGUUGGUCAAGGUGUUGAUUCGACAGACUCGACGACCCGAAUUGGGGGACAAGUUCUCGUCCCGUCACGGACAGAAAGGAGUUUGUGGGUUGAUCGUGCCGCAGGAGGACAUGCCCUUCAACGACGCCGGUAUUUGCCCCGACAUCAUCAUGAACCCGCACGGUUUCCCUUCGCGUAUGACGGUCGGCAAGAUGUUGGAACUGUUGUCGGGCAAAGCCGGUGUGUUGAAGGGCAAGUUCGAGUACGGUACCGCUUUCGGAGGUAGCAAGGCCGAGGACAUGUCCAAGGUCUUGAUCGAGGCGGGCUACUCGUACGCCGGCAAGGAUUACUUGACUUCAGGUAUUACCGGUCAGCCGUUGGAGAGUUAUGUAUUUAUGGGUCCUAUCUACUACCAAAAACUCAAGGUGGGUCCUGUGCUCAUUUUUUAGUGCAGUCGGAGAAAAUCAACUAACUGAAUAUAUGUUUUCUAAUAAUCUACAGCACAUGGUUGUCGACAAGUACCACGCACGAGCCAAGGGACCUCGAGCGGUCCUGACGCGUCAACCGACCGAAGGUCGAUCGCGCGACGGUGGUCUUCGUCUCGGAGAAAUGGAACGAGAUUGCCUCAUCGCCCACGGUGCUUCGCAACUCUUGCUUGAACGUCUGAUGAUCUCGUCCGAUGCGUUCAAGGUUGACGUUUGCCAGGAUUGCGGUUUCAUGGGUUACAAUGGGUGGUGCAUGCGGUGCAAGAGCGCCAAAAAGGUCGUCAAGUUGACGGUGCCGUACGCUUGCAAACUCUUGUUCCAGGUAAGUUGAUGUUGAGGUGUUUUCCCCUGUAUCAUGCAUCCUGACCUUGUUUCGUCGCUCUCACAGGAACUGAUGGCCAUGAACAUCGCGCCGCGCCUCGUCUUGGAGGACAGCGUGUAG